This is a messenger RNA of Daucus carota subsp. sativus, 990 nucleotides long. RefSeq lists its product as uncharacterized. Lineage: Eukaryota; Viridiplantae; Streptophyta; Magnoliopsida; Apiales; Apiaceae. Bases 1 to 990 code for a protein of 329 amino acids. The transcript is spliced from 2 exons. The record is from RefSeq and is a predicted model, not a curated record.
AUGGCUAACUCAAUUAGGGGUGUAGCAAGGAGGACGUUGGGAGUGUCAUCCGAAAAUGUCAGUGAUCAGAAAGAGUCUCGGUGGUGGAAUGAUGAUGUACAAGCCAAAGUACAAUUCAAGAAGGGGUGUUUUACAAAAUUAGUGUCUUGUCCUGAUGGGCCAGAUCGCCAUAUAAAGAGGGAGUUAUUUAAAGUUGCAAAAAGAAUGGCUAAACAGGCAGUCGCGGACGCAAAAGCUAAGGCGUAUCAGGAAAUGUAUAGGUGUCUAGGUACUAAGGAGGGAGUGAAUGAAAUUUUUAAACUUGCAAAGGCACGUAACAAGAGACGUCAAGAUAUUUCUUCGUUUCGAUAUAUUAAAGUUGAGGAUGAUCAUGUUUUACUUCAUGAGGUGGAUAUUACAGCGAGAUGGGGUAGGUAUUUUUCUAGGUUAUUUAAUGCAGCCCGAGGAAGGGAGAUUGUAUUUGACCAAGAGAUUGUUCAUGAUCCUGACGGUGAUGCUGGUGCGAGUCAAGAUAUUACUGUGGCAGAGGUACGCGCAGCCUUAGGCAUGAUGGGUAAAGGUAAAACAGUUGGGUUAGAUGAGAUUCCGGUUGAGGUGUGGCAGUGUUUGUCGGAACAGGGUGUACGCUGGUUGACGACUCUUUUUAAUGUUAUCUUUCGGACAUCCAGGAUGCCGAGUGAAUGGCGGUUGAGUGUUGUUGUUUCUAUCUAUAAAAAUAAAGGUGAUGCUCAAAGUUGUAGUAAUUAUCGUGGGAGGUCAACCAUUGAAGCGAUUUAUCUCAUUCGUUGUCUUAUGGAGAAAUAUCGAGAGCGUCGUAAGGAUAUUCAUAUGGUGUUUAUAGAUCUUGAAAAGGCUUAUGACAGUGUACCACGGGCUGUUCUUUGGAGAUGUUUAGCAGCGCGAGAGGUUCAAGCGGUGAAUAUUCGAACCAUACAAGAUAUGUAUUCAGCGGUGGGAACAUGUGUUCGGAUACCUGUCGGCGAUACUUAG